Cylicocyclus nassatus is the source of this 674-nucleotide messenger RNA. The record is from the annotation of a GenBank genome assembly. Lineage: Eukaryota; Metazoa; Nematoda; Chromadorea; Rhabditida; Strongylidae.
GAAAUCGCGUGAACUCUGGCCGAGGCACGCGACUGCAGUGGUCGCAAUUGCAGCCGCCCUGCAGCUGCUGCAGCGGCUCGAUCUGAACUAUUCGCUUUCCGUGUAUGAUUGGACUUCGCACGUAAUAAUUGCUGCCAGGAGGUGUAUGGACGAAGAGGUGGAAGUGCGAGUGUUGUUCUUUGGCAAAGCCCGCGAACUCAUGGACCGAGAAGAGAUAAAGACACGACUUCCACGAGUGCUGCCAUAUGAGAGACUUCGGGAGCUAAUCUUUACCCAGCUUUUCGGGGUUUUGGAAUGCAUCUCCGCAUCAUGCGUACUCGCUGUGGAUCUCAAAUACGCCGACAAAGACGAGAUCGUGAAACUAAAUCCUGCAAGCGAAAUCGCUGUGAUACCCCCGCUCAGUGGUGGAUAAUCAGACAGUCACAGCAAUUCGAUGACAAUUCACUUCUUCUGCUCACCAUAUUCUUUCUUAUGCCCCUUUUCUCAGCAUAUUAACUUUUCUUGCUCAUUAAUGGGUGCCAUAAAUGUACUUAAUCGCUAUAUCUUACCCUACUCUCAAUCUCAUCCGUAAAAAUUCAUUACCUCAAAGAGCGAUACUUAUUUUCUCAUUUAACGACAUCCCUACUGAAGCAUUUAUGUGAGAAUAUAAUUCUUACUAAUGAAGAUUGUAAUGG